Messenger RNA from Staurois parvus, 501 nucleotides. The record is from the annotation of a GenBank genome assembly. NCBI's taxonomy places the organism in Eukaryota, Metazoa, Chordata, Amphibia, Anura, Ranidae.
GUCACCAGGCAUCAGGUCAUUUGGCUCGCCAGCGGGCACCGCGUCAUCUGGCAAGGCAGUGGGCACCGAGUCACCAGGCACGACAGUGGGCUCCGAGUCAACUGGCAUUGGAUCGUCUGGCCCGACAGCGGGCAUCGGGUCACCAGGCAUGACAGCGGGCACUGGGUCAUCAGGUACCGGAUCGUCUGGAUCGACAGCGGGCAUCGAGUCAACUGGCCUAAUGGAAUCAUCAGGCUGGAUCAGUUCAUCAGGCUGAAUGGAGGCAUCAGGCUGGGUAGAGGCCUCAGGCUGAAUGGAGGCAUCAGGCUGAAUGGAGGCAUCAGGCUGGGUAGAGGCAUCAGGCUGGGUAGAGGCAUCAGGCUGAAUGGAGGCAUCAGGCUGAAUGGAGGUAUCAUCAGGCUGGGUAGAGGCAUUAGGCUGGGUAGAGGCAUCAGGCUGGGUAGAGGCAUCAGGCUGGGUAGAGGCAUCAGGCUGAAUUGUGGGCGCCGAGGCACCAGGCUG